Messenger RNA from Podarcis lilfordi (Lilford's wall lizard), 27537 nucleotides. NCBI's taxonomy places the organism in Eukaryota, Metazoa, Chordata, Lepidosauria, Squamata, Lacertidae. The record is from the annotation of a GenBank genome assembly.
GCCCAUCGCGUCGGCUUUGGUUCCCAUUGGAUGAAAGAAGGGGAAGACAGGGGAAAAAAUUCAGAAUGAGUGGCGUGGAUUGGUGGGUGGGCGUGCCAGUUGGAGAAGCGCUGCUUCCGGGUUUGUCGCUCGGCUGGCAAGAAGUCCCGGGCGCGGCUUCAGGCGCCUCAGUCCCUCCGGGGUGGGGGAGGCGAUGAAGAGAGUCACCCUGUUUGUCAAUGGCAGCCCCAGGAAUGGAAAGGUGAGUGAGGGGCGCUUUGGUGAGAAGGGGCUUGAAUCGUGAGGAGAUUGACUUUAAUUUCCACCAUCCCAGUCAUGAUACAAAGCAGGGCAAGAGGCACGUGAAGCGACAGAGCCAAGUCUCUGCUCCCAAGCAGCUUACAAUCGAAAACAGGCAGUGAAGUUGCUAGAUCUCAAGGUCUGAUUAGAAGUCUACGGGUUUGGGGUCCCCUCCCCCCUUUCCCUGCUGUCCUAUACCAGUUUACCUGGGAGUAAGCCCCAUUGGGACUCACUUCUAUGUAGACUUUCAAUUUUAGUCACCUGAUUUAUAUGGCAUCCUUUAGAAACGUUUCUAGGGCGAAUUUAAUCCCCGCCCUGCCCCAAGAUAAUAUACACAGAUUAAAAUUAUACUGAACAGUAGCAUUUAUUUAUUAAAAAAUAAUAAUAGAGGUCACUGAGCAGGUAGAUUCCAGCAGUGCCACUUCUGAGAAGACAUCUUGGUGAUCCUCUUUCUUAGAAUGUCACACGGAAUAAGUACUGUAAAUCCUUUUUUAAAAAAAAGUUAAGGAAUUUAUGCCCUGCCUAUUUAACUAUAAAAGCCUUAAAGCAAGAAGGCUCACCAUAUAUAUUUACUGAUUUAAAUGAAAAUAAUCAUGUAAUUAUAUUCGAUAAAAUCAAUCACCCAAGAUUGAUCAGCUUGGAAAACUGGCAACAACUCUGUUUGACCCAAAUACGUAAAAUGAGUAUUUGUUAAAGCAAGGCACACAUGUAUUAGAAUGUAAUUUUAUUUUAUAGUGUAUAUUUUUAAAACUCUGAAUCUUAUUUUGAAAAGAAUUAGGCUACCUUGUUCUUGACAUUUGAUUUUAUUGAUAAUAUACACAUAAAUAUAUAAUAUACACAUACACAAAUUUAUGUAAAUUGUUUUGAGAAUUUUAUUAUUUAAGGGAUAUCCAAAUAAAAUAAAUGCAAUAAAUAUAUGUGGGGGAGACAAAGGAAAGAGUGAGUGGGUGGGUAGGAAGUAGAUAAUAAUUACUAUGGAAAAACAAGCUGGCAGAACGGAUUAGACUUUGCUGGGUUGUGGAAAGAGAGCAGUAACGUUACCAGGUGAAAGUGCCUAGGGAAGCUGUUGGAUUUGAGACUAAUAAAAGCCCUGCUGGAUCAGACCAAAGGCCUGUCUAGUCCAGCAUCCUGUUUUGCACAGUGGCCACACAGAUGUGUAGCAACCCCCACCAGCACCUGGAAUGGAGGGAUCACCCAAAGUUGCUGAGCUUCUUUUGGGAGAUAGCCCUGCAGCCCCCCUCCCAUGUUGCCAGAUGCACCCUCUCACAUCUCUGCCUCCAAAGGCUUGCACAGCUGUUUGUUGCAGCAGCCGUGGCUACAAGCACCUCCCUUUGGGGGCAGCCCAGAGACCAGGGGUGGCAGCAGCAGCUGACCGGAGGACUCUCAAGGAGAGGAGGCUGAGGAAACACUCCACAAAGGAGGGUGUUCAAAAAUGGGUGAGAGGCUGCCAGCUGUGCAGGCAAGAUGUGCCACAGAAAGAACUUGGUUGGUUGAAAACUUCUGCCCUAAAGCAAAAAGGUUUCACCUGGUACCCAAGAGUGAGUCAGAAAUUAGCAACAGCUUAAUAUAUAAUAAUUUAUUAUUUAGACCCCACCCAUCUGGCUGGGUUCCCCCAGCCACUCUGGGCAGCUCCCAACAGAAUAUUAAAAACACGAUAAAACAUCAAACAUUAAAAACUUCCCUAAACAGGGCUUCCUUCAGUAGCGAUUCUGGGUGGAGGGCAGGGAUUUCUACAUUACCCCCAAGUAUGGUGAUGGGUUGCAAGUUGUGUCCAAAACAAAAGGUUGAGUAGCUUAUUGCCCAUCAUAAUUAAAAAUAACACUAAUAACAUGACAUCCUUCCAGUAAUUACCGCCAUCCUUUCUGAACUGGAUGUAUGCAAACAGCUGAAUUUUCCAGUUUUCUUUUUUUCAUGUUAGUAAAUUUCACUCAGAGGUUUGUUUGUCUCUGAAACCUGUUCUUUUAAAAAAAAUCCUUGAUAACUGUACAUGUAAAUUGGUUCUGAAGACAUAGCCAUUAGCUGUAGACAUAGCCGUUAAAAGCUCUAGGUGGCUUUGGAAUUUAGUGAAACAUAGGUAAACAUGGCAUUCCAAAAAUGGUUUUAUUUAUUGCCUUUGGAAAUACUGAACAAGUUUAGAGAUGGAGCAGAUGAGUCAUACAGGGCGGAAAUUGUUAUUUGAAGUAGUUGUGUGUGAAACUAGUAAAUACAGUAAAAAUGAACCUUGACUGUGUCUCAUGGUUUGUAAGGGGAGAGAGCUAAACCACAAGUCACAGUUAAGAUGGCAUGCUCAGCCAAACCUUGACUUAGCUAAGCAUGGCUUGGCAGUAGAAAGGACCAGGGGGGAGCAAAGCAGCUGUGAGCUUUUCUCUGAGCCCACUUGCUUGCAUGGUCUGGCAAAGGCAUAGUUCGACUGACCAUGUCAUGUGAAUCAGAUCAGUCAGUUUUGAAGUUGUAACUUUUUUUGCAGGCAACUAUACCCAAGAAAAUCACAUGCAUAAAACUCUUGCUCUCUUAGUAAGCUAAAAUUAGUAUGCAGUGCCUUCAUUCUUUUUGUUUAAUGUUUUUAAUACUGUAUAAGGAAGUGUACACUAUUGAGUUGUAUCUGGAAACAUUUACAAAUGUCUUCCUAAAAAAAGCUGUUUGUCCUGGCUUUUACUUUUUGAAAUACGGUAAUGUCAGUACUAUAAUACAAAGCAGACUUUGUUUUUGUUGUUUUGUCUUAAGUAGUGCAGAAAGUUUGGCUAUUGAGCAGAGGCUCAGGUGACUUUUGACAUGUUAAAACCUACAAUGGCACACACUGUUUUGUUGACUAAACUGAAGACAGUCAUGGAAAACCUGGUCUAUUUUAGGGUUUUGGGUGGGAAAGUCUAAAAAGCUUUCUAAUUCAAAAUUUUCCAGAAAAGCCACUUUGCUGGCUUUCAUUUACAGUACUGGCCGUCAUACAUCCACAGAGGGACAGAGUAGAAAUAGCAGCAUUAAGCAUAAAUUUAGCAGGUGCUCUUCCUGUUGCUGUUUCUGCUCAUAAUCAACAACAGGCAGCCGAGCUCUGAUUAGGAACAAGUACAGGAACCAUAAAUAACAAACUGUGUGUGUUUGGGGCAAAGCAUCUUUCCCCCCUUUUCAUUCACUGGAACCCCAUGCACCUGUAGCUUGUGUUUUGUGAAGCUGCUGACUAUUCAAGAUCUUGUUUGAGUUAUGAACCUCUGCUUUAGCUGAAUGAAAACACAUGACAACUGCAUUUGAAUGUGCCGUAAUUCAAAUGGUGUUGAGGUUUCUGGCAUUUCCGCAUCUAUGUCUGCUAUUCAGGUUGGACAGGGAAUUUAGGUUCAUAAAACAAAAGUGGGGGCCCUAAAACAUUAACCACUGUUGGGCUAAAUACUCACCUUCUCUUUUUAUAGGUUGUGGCUGUUUAUGGGACACUGUCUGAUUUGCUGUCUGUAGCCAGUAAUAAGCUUGGAAUAAAAGCAACCAGCGUGUACAAUGGGAGAGGUGGGCUCAUUGACGACAUUGCUUUGAUAAGGUAAGUUGGGCGUGGAUUUGAUGUUCACAUGAUUGGAACUUUCUUGCAGAAACUAAAAGGAACCAACAGCUGCUUGGAGGGAAGGGGGUGACUGUCAACUGUCUGUUAGGAUACAAUGACCUCAUUGCACUGGAAUGUGCCAUUGCUUUCUGAUCUUCCAAAAGUGGGGUAGCUGCUCAUGAGGACCACUUCAAAACUGCUGGCCAAACUACACCUUGGUUUGGGGGAGCAUGUUGUGGACUCCCUCCUUUUCCCUCCUCCAUUUCCCGGUUUGGAGGAACCAGAGUUUGUCAUAAAGAACACAAUCUGCCUGUAUACCAGAAAUAAAAAUCCAUUUUAAAACAGUUUUCAGUUCUAGUAGGGUGGUGAGCCAGGGUUUGUAGUAAUCAUAGUUUGCCUGAUUCAGAGAUUAUUGUGGACUCUGAUUCAGCGUUCGAAAUUACCAGACACUAAGUGCAUUUUGCAACUGGAUGGAGCUGUGCACUUAGCACCUCCACUUGCCUGGCUGCAGUCAGCUGCUCUGCUGGGCACCGCGGCAGCAAAAGACAUCAGGUGAUUCACCCAGCAGCAACUGUCUCUAUCUCUAUAUACAAUUAUUAAUAUUUGCUGUUAGACAAAUCACCUGGUCUGCGGAGUAGUGUGGCAGCAAAAAGAAAAAAAAGAAAAAAGGCACACAGACAUUUUUUGGCUCCCACUACCCAGGAGCCACAUGGCUCCUUGCUUUCUAACACUGCUCUGAUAUACUUAUUACCUUAAAUAGUUAUUGUUAUGUAUUGGUUUUGUCUGAUGCCUUCAGAGGCUGGAAUUAAUUUGUUGGGAAAUAGACCUCAAACAAAUUCUCAUUCAGAUUUUCUUGCAAAAAUCUGCAUCUAACUUGAACUUUCUCCAGUGCCCUCAAUUGUGAGUGUUGUUGCAUUUUUUGGUGACUGGGUCAAAAUGAGGUGUACAAGUAUUGGAUUGCAAAAUUGAACACUUAAGUGUUUACUGAAAGUUAACUUUUAGAAAAUACAUUCUGCUAUCAGUUUUUGAAGACAAUUGAAACAACUGUUCCAAAUUUGGCAUUAACAAAAUAUUACUCUGCUCAUAGAGUAAUUGUGGCUUGUAUUGCACCAUUGACUAUGACAUGACUGGGUGUGCCCAAAUAACUUUUCCUGUGAGCCCAGAAAGCCUGCCUUGUUUGUGGGAAGUAGUUACUUCAGACACACAUGCAAAGGAGAGGGAACAGCUUAACAUAUUUGAGGGUGGGAUCAGAAGUGGAUGCUAGGUUUCUAAGAGAGGGUCUACACAUUCAGAAAAGCAUCAUGGUGCAACCCCCUUAGGACAGUGCCCGAAUGCAGGUAGGAAAUAGCAUGCCAAAAUGCUCCCCUGCAUCCCUGGUAGGUUAGCUCAUGUGCACAGUGAGUUUUUGAUGGAACACAUUCAGACAUGCAGUCCUCAGCCUGCAUUCUGUAGUAACACAGUCUUAGAAGGGUUUAACCAAAUUAUUCAUUCAUUCCUUUAUUUCAUAAAAUUUAUAUACCAUUUGAUCGUAGAAAACCUCAAAGCAGGUUACAAAAAAUAUUAUUACAUAAAAUUAUCUCUAAAAUAUUUACAACCAUACUUUAAAGCAUGCAUAAUUUAAAACAUGGUGGUGAUUGUUUUCCACCCUCAAUUAUUUACUGCCUCUCUGGCACCCAGCUAAUUAUCCUGGAACAGUUCCUUAGCUUUUAAUGCCCCUUAGUUUAAAUUUAAAACUUUAGAAAUUGAAGUUAUGCUUCUGGUCACUGUUGCCCUAAACCGAGUUAUUUACCGUCUCCUUGGACAUGGAAACAUUUGACUCUCUUUCUCUCUUCCCAUUUCAGGGAUGAUGAUGUCCUCUUUGUAUGUGAAGGGGAGCCAUUCAUUGGUAAGAAUCCAGAAUUUUGCUCUGUUGCUUUUUGUCUUGUGAAAUGGACAAGUUCACGACGGCACUAAAAGUGUUCAUGUACAUUCUGUGCUUACAGAUCCCCAGAAUGAUGUAAACACUCCUGAAGCAUUAACAGGCUCUCACUCAGACUGGAUAACUCUCAACGUUGGAGGGCGGUACUUCACAACUACCCGGUAAGAGCCUGUCACUUUAUUGCCACAAGGUGAUUUAUAUUUGCAAAACGCUGCAACGAACUCAGGAGUCGGCAGAUAAAAUCAUUACCAACAUUGCAGAAAAUUACUCCAUCCCACUAAAACACAGGCUCCAAAUUCUAGGCAGUACCUCUCGGCUCCAACCCUCUACAGUCGAAUGCCCUUUUAAAGUAAAUAAAUUGUGCUUGUUGGUUUUCUAAAUGAUGAUUUUGCUAUUGGAGCAAAGGGAAGGAAUGGCAUAGGAAAAAUAGGAAGGCCAUUGGUUCAUCUGCCUCAUGGUUGCCUGCACGGACUGGCAAUGGCUCUCCAGGGCUUCAGCCCUCCCUGGGGAUGUGGGGAAUUGAAUCUGCGGCACAUGAUGUGCAAAGCAUAAGCUCAUCCACUGAGCUCCGGCCCUCUUCCACAAGGUUUACAGUUAAAAGUACCAAACACAGAGGGAAUCUCUGCAAAACAAAACAAAAACCUACGCAAAACCUGAACAUCAUUCUAAAAAUCAAAGCCUUGAACUUAUUUGUUAAUACUUCUGCUUUUCCCCCCUAGGACCACAUUAGUUAGUAAAGAACCUGAUAGCAUGCUGGCUCGCAUGUUUAAAGAUAAAGGUUAGUAUGGACUAAAAUUAUUCUAAGUCAACCCCCCAUUUUUUAUGCUUUGUUAUGAGAGCCUCUCUCAAAGCAGAAAAAUUGUUUAUCGAAAGGUGCAUUGCAUAGCUUCAUUGGCAGCUGCCCCAUUGUAUGACAAGUUGGUUGUUUCUGCAAGCAAAUAAGCUUUUUGUCUUCUUGUUGGAUUAUUGUUCAUGUGGUGUGAUUCUCCAUUUUUGCUUCUUCCCUGUAUGAGUGAGAAGAAGAACAUAAGAAGCCAGAUUCAAACCUGGCUUCCUCUAACAAAUGAACUUGAAUUUUUCCCUGUACAGCAACAGAAAAAGAUGCCUAAUUAAUCUGUCUUACAAUACAGAGGAAUAAUCAGGAUUGCAAUCUUAAUUAUGCUUUAAAUCACUGGCAUGAAUUCAGGUUGGCAAGACAAAGGUUAAUUGCCCCCCUUGAGUCAUUGUGACAUCAAUUGAUUGACAAGUGGGCAGUCCCCCACCCUUUAAAAAUGGCCCACAGGGGCUGUGGGAGCUCAGGAUCCGGCCCACCAGGUGGAUUCUGUUUCACACCCCUGUACUAUAGGAAAGCUCAGAGCAGUAUUUGAAGUUAGCCCAGGCGCAGGGUAGAGGGCCUUCUUGGUAGUGGCCCCCUCCCUGUGCAACACCCUCCCUUCAGAUGUCAAGGAGAUAAACAACUAUCUGACUUAGAAGACAUCUGAAGGCAGUCCUGUCUUAGGAAAGUUUUUAAGGACUGAUGUUUUUACUAUGUUGCUAGAUAUGUUGUAUGUUUCCCCACCCAGAAUGGCUGGGGAAACCCAGCCAGAUGGGUGGGGAUUUAUUUAUUUAUUUAUUUUGCAACUGGUGCAGGUCCCAUUGUGACCCUGUGGCGAGCUCUGGAUGCCAGGUUGGCAACUGAGGAAAGCAGAAUGUCACUUAGAGAAGUGUCUGAAAUAUUUUCCUUGAAGCUUGAAUUAAUUUUAUUCUGGAUUGUUUUAUUUGAUGUUUUAGUGUGUUGUAAAUCGUGUUGUGAUUUUUUCUUUAAAAUAUAAAGUGGUAUCGAAAUGGAAUUAUUAUUAUUAUUAAUAAUAAUAAUAAUAAUAAUAAUAAUAAUAUCACAUCAGGCAAGGGGGAAUGGCGCCUAGACAUUCCGUUGUGGCAACCAUAGCCCAGGUUUAAUGUGCCAUUUGCCAAUUAGAUCAUAUACAGUGGUGCCUCGCAAGACGAAAUUAAUUCAUUCCGCGAGUUUUUUCGUCUAGCGAAUUUUUCGUCUUGCGAAGCACGAAAUCCCAUAGGAAUGCAUUGAAAUUCAAUUAAUGCGUUCCUAUGGUCAAAAAAAGUCCAAUCAAAGCCAAAUUCGGUACAACAAGAGUUUAUUAACUGCUCUUUAAAGUCACACAUACUUUAAAGAGCAUAUCAACAAUUGAAGGAACAAUAAAUUAAGUUUCUAAACAUGACCGGAAAAACAUUUAAAAAUCAAAAAGGGUACAUUACAUUUUCUAAGACUCUGGGGACCACUCGAAGAAGGUUCCUCUUCCACUCUUUGCUUCUUGCUGAGGAACCUGUCCAUGGUCUGCUGCUUCAUCCGCCGUUUCAGCAGCUCCCUGAGAGGCGACAUGACCGUCGUAUCAAAAAUGUUCGCUUGGUCAUGUGCCACGUGCUUGUCAGGGUGGUGCCGCUCUGCAAAAGCCUGCACCUCAUUCCACUUCUGGCAAAUGUCCCUCAGUUCUUUGGAGGACAGCCGUUCCUCAGUUGCUUCCUCCUCUUCCAGCGAGGCCUGCUCCUGCGCAACCUCUGACUGCAGUUCAACCAGCUCCUGGGUGGUCAGCUCGUGGUCGUGCUCCUCCACCAGCUCACAAACGUCCUCCUCUGUGACCUCCAGGCCCAAGGUCCUCCCCAAGGCAACAAUGUCCUGCACCACUGUCGACUCUGGUGCAUCAGAGUCACUUGGUGCCACACAGUCCGGCCACAGGCUGCGCCAAGCGCAAUUCAAAUUCCUCUGGCUGAUCCCCUUCCAGGCCGUGGUGAUCAUCUUCAAGCAGGUGACGAUGUCGAAGUGGUCCUUCCAGAAUUCCCGCAGGGUGAUGGUGGUGCAAUCAGUCACCUCGAAGCAUCGCCUGAAAAGCUCCUUGGUGUAGAGUUUCUUGAAAUUGGCGAUGACCUGCUGAUCCAUCGGCUGGAGCAGUGGCGUGGUGUUAGGCGGCAGGAACAUGAUGUUGAUGAAGCUGAACUCCUCCAACAAGUCCACCUCAAGGCCUUUAGGAUGAGCAGGAGCAUUGUCCAUCAGAAGCAAAGCCUUCAGCGGCAGGUCAUUGUCCAGCAGGUACUGUUUGACAGCAGGGCCAAAGGCAAGAUUGACCCAGUCCACAAACAGCACACGUGUGACCCAAGCCUUGCUGUUGGAUCGCCACAUGACACUCAGCCGCUCCUUGUCGACCUUGUGUUUCUUGAAGGCCCGUGGGUUCUCCGAGUGGUACACCAGCAGGGGCUUGAUCUUCAGGUCGCCGCUUGCGUUGGCACAGAAGAGCAGGGUCAGACGGUCCUUCAUGGGCUUGUGGCCAGGCAACUUGGCCUCCUCCUGUGUGAUGAAAGUCCUUUUGGGCAUCCUCUUCCAAAACAGCCCGGUCUCGUCGCAGUUGAAGACCUGCUGUGGAACGUAGCCCUCCGUCUUCACAACCUCCAGGAACUCCAAGGCAAAGUCUUCAGCCGCAGGAACAUCAGAACUGGCAGCCUCUCCAUGCCUGACCACGCUGUGGAUUCCGGAUCUUGCCUUGAACCGGUCAAACCAGCCUCUGCUUGCCUUGAAGACUUCUGGCUCGGCCGAGGUUCCUGGCUGUUCCCGGAUGAGGUCUGCGUGCAAGGCCUUGGCCUUCUCACAAAUCACGGCCUCAGUCACUGUGUCCCCUGCACGCUGCUUCUCUUCUAUCCAGAUGAGGAGCAACUUCUCGACCUCCUCCAGAACAGCUGGGCGGUUCUUCACGAUCCUGGUGACUCCCUUGGCUGCAUCAGUCGCAAGGAUCUUCUCCCUCAUCUUCAGGAUGGUCCCGAUGGUCGAUGGGUUCCUGCCGUACUCCCUGGCGAGGUCCGUCACACGCAUUCCACCGUCGUGCUUCCGGAUGAUCUCCUUCUUCAUCUCCAGCGUCACCUUCUCCUUCUUCCUCUCGCCGGCCUCCGCAGCAGCAGCAGUCUUCUUGGGUCCCAUGGCAGCACAGCUGUUACCUUUGUAAAACUCAGAAAAAGAAAAAGAAAAUCAGCAAUUCAAACCCACAACCAAGUCCUUGAAUUCCAAACACCCAACCCAAAAUCCAAAAACCCAAAAAAAAAGUUUUAAAAGUUUAACUUACGAAAUGGCUGCAAAUCACCAAAGUCUUCAAAAUCCUCAAAUGGCUGCAAAAGAAAUUUUGGGAAAGCUUUAAAAAUCACCAAAGUCUUCAAAAACCUCAACUGUUCCCCCAGCCCCUCCCCAACUGUUGCAAACCCCUCCCCAACUGUUGCAAACCCCUCCUCAACUGUUCCCCCAGCCACCCAGCACACAGAAAUUCAAAACCCAGAAAAUUUUUCAAAAAAUAACAACAUGGCCCAAUGCUUACAGAAAACCAUAAAAAUUCAAAAAAAAAGCACACAAGCUCCCAGAUUCCUGCAAACCCCUCCUCAACUGUUCCCCCAGCCACCCAGCACACAGAAAUUCAAAACCCAGAAAUUUUUUUCAAAAAACAACAACAUGGCCCAAUGGUUACAGAAAACCAUAAAAAUUCAAAAAAAACCACACAAGCUCCCAGAUUCUUGCAAACACCUCCCCAGCUGUUCCCCCAGCCACCCAGCACACAGAAAUUCAAAACCCAGAAACUUUUUCAAAAAAAAACAACAUGGCCCAAUGGUUACAGAAAACCAUAAAAAUUCAAAAAAAACCACACAAGCUCCCAGAUUCCUGCAAACCCCUCCUCAACUGUUCCCCCAGCCACCCAGCACAAAGAAAUUCAAAACUCAGAAUUUUUUUUCAAAAAACAACAACAUGGCCCAAUGGUUACAGAAAACCAUAAAAAUUCAUAAAAAACCACACAAGCUCCCAGAUUCUUGCAAACACCUCCCCAGCUGUUCCCCCAGCCACCCAGCACACAGAAAUUCAAAACCCAGAAAUUUUUUUCAAAAAAAAACAACAUGGCCCAAUGGUCACAAAAAAUCAUAAAAAUUCAAAAAAAAGCACACAAGCUCCCAGAUUCUUGCAAACCCCUCCUCAGCUGUUCCCCCAGCCACCCAGCACACAGAAAUUUAAAACCCAGAAACUUUUUUCAAAAAAAACCAACAUGGCCCAAUGGUCACAAAAAAUCAUAAAAAUUCAAAAAAAAGCACACAAGCUCCCAGAUUCUUGCAAACCCCUCCCCAGCUGUUCCCCAUCCACCCAGCACACAGAAAUUCAAAAUUCAAAGCCAGAUUUUUUUUAAAAAAAAAUAAACAUGGCCCAAUGGUCACAGAAAAUCAUAAAAAUGCAGAAAAAAACCACACAAGCUCCCAGAUUCUUGCAAACCUCUCCCCAACACCAAGUCCUUGAAUUCUAAACACCCCAACCCAAAAUCCCAAAAACCCCAAAAAGUUUUAAAAGUUCAACUUACCAAACAGCUGUAGAAGAAGUUUUGGAAAAGCUUCAAAAAUCCAGCAAACUCUUUAAAAAGCUCAGAAAGGCCACCACACCGCGUGCAAUGUGUUGCUCCUCGAGGUCAAGUCGCAACUGCACCUCUUCAAGCAAUGCACCCUGGGUUUUAACGGUUUUACGAAAAAGGAAACAAACUUGCAAGACGUUUUCGUCUUGCGAAGCAAGCCCAUAGGGACAUUCGUCUUGCGAAGCAACUCGAAAACGAAAAAACCUUUCGUCUUGCGAGUUUUUCGUCUUGCGAGGCGUUCGUCUUGCGGGGCACCACUGUAGAUGAGUUUCUAACAUGGAGUCAGAGGCUUCUCUGGAACCCUUAGUCCAGAAUUUGAACUCUGGUCUAGCUGAAAGGCCAUGACUGUAAUCUGUAUCUCACCAAUUCUCUUUUAAGUAGGAUGGAACUGUUAGAACAGCCCCUAUAUUUGGUCUUUGGCUUGCUUUUUCCUUUGUAACAUUUUGAGUUGAAACUCUUAAGAGGACUUUUGAAAAUUGCUCCCUCUCCCAAGCUGUCUGUUUUUAAAUAACUUCCUUGAGCUAGUGCACAACUGGGUUAUUACAAUAAUAAAUCUGAUUUUUGAAGGCUUUCUCUUUUUGUGCACUGAAUUUUUGUGUGAUACUUCCUGUUGGAAACAGAUGCCUGGGGGAAUAAGCGAGAUCACCGGGGAGCCUUCCUAGUCGACCGUAGUCCUGAGUACUUUGAACCAAUUUUGAACUUCUUGCGUCAUGGACAGCUUAUUGUAAAUGAAGGCAUUAAUUUGUUAGGUAUGUAUUAUUGGGGUACCAGUCAUGUUAUCAUUCUGUUGUUCUUUGCUGCCAAACUCUUGUUCUUAGAUGAUCCUAAAGAGGCUAGUGGAUGGUGCUGUCAAAAAGCUAAUUGUUGCUUAGUUUGGUUUUCCUUAGCAGGGGUGGGGAGGAGCGCAUCCUGCAGACUUAAGAGCCAAACAUAUAUGGAAUUCUGAAGAUUGAUUAUUGAAGUAUUAAAACAAAAUGGAACAAAAAUAAAUUGCAGCUGAGAGAGGUGGACUCUAGCUUGGGACAUAUCCAGCUAAGAUAUACUCAGAGGAGAUCCAUUGAAAUUAGUAGACCAAAGUUAGCUGUGUCUACCUAUUGUUAGUGGGUCUACUCUGUGUAGGACUAGCAUAUUAGAAUUUGAACAUCCUGCCACUGAGGGAAGGGUUGCUUAUCCUCUUUUCCCCUCGCAUUAUUUUCACACUCCAAAUGCCGCUCCUGAAGCUGUUAAAUCAUUUGGGUGGGAGUGUGGAGAGGUCUCUUUCCCAGUGGUCUCCUGGCAGCUUUGGAGGAGAAAGGGAAGAAAGCCAAUCUUCUUUCUUUCUUUUUUGAAGGAAAAUAAUGAUAGAAAAAAGGGGUCAAGUCUUCUUCCCUGACCUAAUUCAGGGCCACUUUGGUUAAUUCUUAGCUUUAAAAAAGAAGAAACAUGUCAGAAUAUAUUAUCGUAGAGCUCACACUUUACAUCCUAGCUCUUAAUUGAUUGGAGCUAGAGAAACUAUAACUAACACAGAAUACAUUCUCAGUAUAGCAUGUCAAAACUCCCCUUGGCUCAAGUGGGACAAAUACUUCACCCUAAAUAUAUUUGUUGCUGUCAGCUUAUUAAAGGCUGGAAUAAUCGCCGUUUUAUUAAUCAGAAGUGUGUGAGAGGAAUUUGGGGACAUUGCAUCCUGUGCUCUUAAAUUUUAUUCACCUCUUUGCAUCCCCCAUGGAAAAAAACAGUACUUGUUUUGGAAGCAUACGCUUCCGAAAUUGGAUAACCAUGAGGCCCUUUGGGCUGGAAAUCUAAUUCUCCUUUCCUCCAUCCCCAAUUACAUCCAAUAUAAGAUGUGUACGACCGACAGUUUUAUUGGUGUGCGCUGCUCAUAGGAGAGAGUUUAAAACUUUUAAGCAACCUCAUUCUCUUGCCAAGAGAAGAGGUAACCUCAACGGGUAUGAAGCUGAAAUACGCAGUCUGAGUUGCUGCAGUCACAGGACUGGACUGGGCCCUGUGCACAUGUAAUAGUCCAGUGCUCUGGCUGCAGAGAGACCUGAGUUCAAAUCCUCACCCAGCCAUGAAGCUAUUCUGUGCCAUUAUGAGCUCAACAGAAGAAAGGGGGAUAGAAUUGUGUAUAAUAAUAAUAAUGAUGAUGAUGAUGAUGAUGAUGAUGAUGAUCUAAUCAGGAUUUCACCUAAUCACAGUUAAUGAACCUUUGCAGGAUUUUGUGUGCUCGCUGUCUCUCACUCACUCACACCCCUCUGCUGCCCAGGUUUAACCCCCUUAUAAUUUCAGUUAGUACUGAUUAGAAAUACUGUAGGGUUUUGGUUGUUUCUUUACAUUUUACUACUUAUGACACUUCUUUUAAGAGUAAUAGUUAAAAUAACAAUUUAAAAACACCUGCCCCACCCCAAUGGUGGUGGGUAUGGGUGUUGUUUAAGUUAACGCUAACCAUGGUGUGUUGUUGACCAGUUUUGAAACUGUCUUCAAACCCAUAUUUCAAGUCCUGCUUAACUGCAACUAUGGUUAAUGCUCAUAAUGGUUAAAAUGGGUAGAAACAUCUUCCCACUGGUGCGAGGGCUCCGUUACUGGAUGCUGCGCAGCGUGCAUGUUAGCGGGAGCCCAUUUGCUGAUCAAGUGGGGCGUUGCUUGUACUGACAUAAGCUAGUUAGAGAUUAGAUUCCGUUCGACUUCCGAGGUACUGCAUAAAUUGCCUUGAGACAUAUACAGUGGUACCUCUGGUUACAUACACUUCAGAUUACAGACUCUGCUAAACCAGAAAUAUUACCUUGGGUUAAGAACUUUGCUUCACUUUGGGGAAGAAGAAGAAUUUGUGCACAAUCUUGUGACUGGCUCCUGCAACCCCGUUUAAGGGAACAGGAUGCUGAGCAUGUCUGAAACUACAUGGUAUGUCAUUUCUUUGCAGCUUUUCACCAUUGUUUUUUUAGCUGUUUUUAUUAUACAACCUUGGUUGUUGAACGCCUUGGUACUCGUAUGUUUUGGCUCCCGAACGGCAUGAACUUGGAAGUGAGCGUUCUGGUUUGCAACCAUUCUUUGGAAGCCGAAUGUUCAGUGAGGCUUUCACAGCUUCCGAUUGGCUGCAGGACCUUCCUGCAGCCAAUCAGAAGCCACACCUUGGUUUCCGAAUAUUUUGGAAGUCGGACGGACUUCCGGAGCGGAUUCCGUUCGACUUCUGAGGUACUGCAUAGAUUGCCUGGAGACAUAUACAGUGGUACCUCGGGUUACAUACGCUUCAGAUUACAGACUCCACGAACCCAGAAAUAUUACCUUGGGUUAAGAACUUUGCUUCAGGAUGAGAACAGAAAUCGUGCAGUGGCAGCACAGCGGCAGCAGGAGGCCCCAUUAGCUAAAGUGGUGCUUCAGGUUAUGAACAGUUUCAGGUUAAGAACGGACCUCCAGAAUGAAUUAAGUUCUUAACUUGAGAUACCACUGUAUGUGGAAGGUAAUUAAUUAAGAAUAAUGAUAAUUGUAAUUUAUAGCAAGGAUACCGUACAUUCAUGUUCUUUUCUCUUGUGCUAGGGGUCUUAGAAGAAGCCAGGUUUUUUGGGGUUGACUCACUGAUUGAACACCUAGAAGCAGCUAUUAAGGUAAUUACAGUUUUUGCAACCACCUCAUUUUCUUGCCCAAUAAAAAUGUCAGUGAUAUUGGGCUGAACUUUCUAUUCAUGUCUACUCAGAAGCAAGCAUUAUAAAGGCUGGAAAUUAACUGGAGCACAUCUCACUGAAAACAACAGAAAUUCUGGGUAGACACAUAGGAUUGCACUGUAAGGGGGGUUUCUACACUCAGAUAAUUUGCUUAUUAGAAAAAUGUUGAAAUAACUAUGUGGUAUGUUAGAUUAAUAUAGACAUUUUAUUAUUAUUAUUAUUUCUCUUGGAUUACAAAACAGCUGUAAAAUAAAUGUGCUAAAUCACAAUCCAUAUGCAUCAGAAAUUUUCUCCCAGUUCAGAAUUUUUCCAAAAUCCCAACAUCACUGAAAACUUUUUUUAAAAAAAAUGAUAUUUAUUGAAAAUUUUUGAAUUACAAAAGAAAACAAAGAAGAAAAAGAGAAAGAAAAAACAAAGAAAAAACAAACCACAGUCAAACAAUACAGAUUGAUAGAAAUCAAAAUCGAAAAAUAUCACAACACGCUCAAAAAACAAAAAUAUACCACAAACAUUUAAAAACAAAUCCAAUAUUCUCAAAUCCUUAACUGUCAUUACCUUCUUUCUUUGACCUCCUCCUCCUCCUCCCUUUUUUUGUAUCCUGGUUAUUAAUUGUCGCAGCAAAUCCUUUCCAUAUUUCAUAAUAUUCUGUCAUUACUUUACCUUAAUCUAUUUUAAUCUUAUCUUACUAUAAAAACCUUAAAGCUUAAAACUUAAAUCUUAUUUUUACCAAUUUCUCAUAACCAUAAUAUUCUUACAUAAUUCUUUAAACAUUUUUGCUAAAGCCAAAUAAUUUCGUUCCAACAUUUUCCUAACAUUCAUCAAUUUUAUAAAACAACCCUAAUAAAAAAACAACAACAACAAAAAAUCCAAUCUUCAUCCAGCGUCUCUUUCUCCUGGUCCCGGGUUUUGUCAGUCCUUUCUAUCUCAUCAAUCUAGCGCAUUAACCUGGCAAUCUUAUGUCCGAGGCCCUUAAGUCACUUCCAUGUCCCUUCCGCAGCUCUUCUUCAUAUUUAUAGCUGUAUUUUCCUUUAUCUCCUGCUCCUUUCACUCUUGGGAACUCCAGCUUGACAAUGCUUUUGACCCUUCUCGACAAAUCAGCCCCUUUUACAUAGUCCAGACUAAGCUCCAUGUGGUAUUUAAGAACAUGUUUCAAAAUCCCUCCAAAAUUAAGAGCCCCCACAACCCCAAACUUCUCACGGCCCAUUGCCAGACUUGAAAAGUCCAAACCUCCAUGCAUAGGGGGGUCUAUCCAACCCCCCACUUCCAAACCAAACCAAACCAAACUUUAUCUUUCCAAAUCUGGCUUUUUCCAAGUUCAUUUGUCAAAUCCAAGAAUUCAUGUUCCUGCUGGGCCACAGCUCCCUCCAUCUCUGGCGCCCAAGAUUCAGAAACAUCCUCUUCCCUCAUCUGUUCUGUCAGGGCACACUCCUGAUCUGAUUCCUGGGUGGGCUCUGUAUAAUUUCCCACUGCCUGUCCAAAAUUUCUGAUCGCAUCAGUCAUAAAAUCCGUCUUCUCAUGUAGCUGUUCCAGUAGGGCACUUGUUUUACAGAAAGCACACAACAGAGCUUCUGAAUAUAUUGUCCUGCAAGGUCAGAAGUCUAUUCCCACGAUCGUAAUCUGUGACAGCUGCAAGCUCCCCGAUUCAGAGUUGGUUACAGUUUCACAGGCUCCCUCUAGGGGAAGAACUUCUGCUUGUUCUUUUCUUUUAAAGACAGAUCUAACAACAAAGUUUCCUUUUUCAGAUAUUUUGUCAAUAUUUGUUCCUUUAAAAUGCGAAGGGGAACAAUGGAGUCACUAUGUUUCUCUUCUUUUAGCUAUCUGUCAGAAACGUUUGUCUCUGGUCAGUGAGCUUCAAAAAACGUCAGUCCUGACACCCCACUCCAGGAUCAAGACGGUGGAAAGUUACUUUGCUUUACACUCACUUCUGCAGGUUUAAACAGUCCGGAAAAAAAAAUCCCCCCUCUUCUCCUGCUUCCGAAGGGGGUUCAAUAAUUUAAAAUGAUGAAAGUUAAUCCUUUACAAGCGAUUUUCAGAACUCUAAUUUGCCAUGUCUUUGCUUUAAUCUAUCUACAAAGGAACGGAAGGCUGACUUCCUGUUUAGACCUUCCCGUCAGUGCCAAAUUAAAAUAAACUUUUAAGUCCAAUUUUCCUUUCAGCUCACAAAUCCUUAUUUAGAGUCCAAUUGUCCGAAAUUUAAGUACUCACGGGUGAUUGUUUUAAAAGCCAAAUUGUCCCAGGAAAAAGGCAGCGCUCUCCGGCAACGGCUGUGCGGCUUCACUCCACGGAAGAAGCAGUUGACUCUCAGCACCGCGCCACUUCCCCCUCUUCGCUCCGGAGCCCGUUAGUGGGUUCCUUUGCGGAUUGGGGGGGCGCUAAAGGUUCCCGCCGAGUCCCAUGGUCACAGGCUUCAUCCGCCUGUGAUUUUUAAAAGGGUCCCCGCUUCGCCGUAGCAGAAAAGACCCGUUUCCCGUGGAGCUGGUCCCUCCAAAUCAGAGGGAGUCCGCCAUUACUGAUGGCGCCACCCCGGAAGUCCCCAACAUCACUGAAAACUCAACUAGUAGUUGAAUGUCAUUUCUUGCUGCUCUUCUUCUUUCCCUACAGAAUUCACAACCAGCUGAAGAUCAUUCGCCAAUCUCCCGAAAGGAAUUUGUUAGGUUCCUACUUGCGACUUCAACCAAAUCUGAGCUACGCUGUCAGGUAUCAAGAACAAAGAUUGUUCUUUGUUAGUUAGGGUUAUUCUAUAGGUUAUCAUAUAACUCCUAAGGCAAGGUGGGGGAUCUGUUUCAGCCUGAGGGUCAGGGCCAGAACUGGCCUAUCCUUUGUGGGACAUUUCAGGCCAAUGGGCAGAGCCCACCCACCGGUCAAGUUUCAAUCUGCUAGGUGGCGGAGGAAGCUUUUGAUGUGGAGCAGAAUUUAAAAAUGUGUCCCCAUGUUUCUAUCUGAGAUGGUAUAAGAGCCUGCUGGAGGGUGUGUCUAGUCCAGCCUCCUGUUCUGGCAGUGGCCAACCAGGUGGCUCUGGAAAGCCCUGAGUGAAAUAGCACUCACUCACUUUGGAUUCCCAGCAGCUGACAUUCAGAGGCAUAUUGCUUUUGACAGUGGAUCUAGAAGAAAGCCGUCAUGAGCAGUAGCCGUUGAUGGCCUCUGUGAAUUUUACAUUCUUUUGCUUCAUUUUUGGACAUUUCAUGCCGGUAGAAAGACUAGCACAGGUAGAACUGUAAUCCCUCUGUAAGAAAUGCUAGUUUUUUAAUUGAAGGAAUUCUUUUGCAUUUUUACAUGGGGAGCAUUACAAAUGGUGUUCCGUCAUCCACCGUUUAAUGUGGUAUGGUCUACUCUCCAACCACAUUCUACUGAAUGUGUAAAUGAAGGGUGUGACUACUACCUACUGUUCCGGUAACUUAAUGAAACAAAAAUAAAUAAAUCAUGAUCCAGCCAUAUCCCACAAUGAAUUGGAAUAAUUUGAUCUUUUACCAAUGAAAAUCUCUCUAUAGAAAAUCCCCCCAUCUUUCUACAAAGCAGAUAAUUUGUUUGUUCUCUUGAUCAGUAUAAUGCCAAUACAGUCAACAAUUACACAGAGUUGAUUAAUUCAUAUUCAGUGGUGCUCUUUUUUGUUCAUGACCAUGCAACAGCCAGUAUUGUUAACCGGGUAGUUCCAAAAUUAAAUCCCAUCUCAUCCCCACACACAGUCUGUGGCUUAAGGCUCUGGACACGUUUCUUAGCGCCAGUGCUGCAUCUACAGUGUGGGGGUGCCACCAUCCUCCCCAACGGGCUUCAUUGUAAGGGAUUCUUGAGAUCAUGUAGGCAAAGUUUGUUGAGUGCUCUGAAGUGCUAUACAGGCAGCAAGUCUUUCCCCCCUCCCUUCUCCCAAUUUUUCAGGGUUUAAAUUUCAGCGGGGCAGAUCUCUCUCGUUUAGAUCUCCGAUAUAUCAACUUCAAGAUGGCCAACUUGAGCCGAUGCAACCUGGCCCAUGCCAACCUGUGCUGUGCAAACCUUGAACGAGCAGAUCUCUCUGGAUCAGUUCUAGAUGUGAGUGUUGUUUGGAGUGGGGCUAAAAACCAGCAUACAUUUGUCUCUAGAACAAAGUUGGGUACAUUUAUGCAGCUGGCCUGAUUAACUGAAUAAGGUUUCUUUAAUAGCAUGACAACAUUGCCCUGAGUCCAGGAGUGGCGGACCUCAGGCCUGGAGGCCAAAUACAGCCCUCCAGUCCUUCCUAGCAAGCCCUUGGGACUCCUGCAGGCCACACUCCCUUCCCAGCCACACCCCUUGCCCAGGACUUCGUCCUAUUUGCAUGGCAAGAAUGUGUCCUUGAGCUCUGAUAAUGCCUCUUGCCUGCCUGCCUGGAGGAUAGAGAGGGAUGUGUGAGUAUGUAUAGAAACUAGCCUAAGGAUAACAGCUGCAUUAGUUGUCCUGAAACCCUGGAGUGCUGUUGCCAGUCAGUAUAGACCAUAAUGAGCUAGAUGAACCGGUGGCCUGGCUUGGUAUAAGGGCAGCUUCCUAAUUUCCUAAUUCCCUAAUUUCCCAUCCUAUACAUUCUUCAAUACCUCUCUCCACCACCUGGAUUCACCUGCAAAAUACACAAGAGGCAUCGGAGCUGGAACAGAAGUGUCCUUGAACCAUUGCUUGAAGAGAAUUGCAGGGUUUUUUACCCAUCCGCUGGGACAGGACCAAAACCAGUGCUUUUGGAAUACUGGAGGGUAGAUGUAGGAAAGACUUUUGGAAAAUAAGAACAUUGUAACAAUUAAAUAGGCUACCAAUGGGGGCUGUGGAAUUUCCAUAAGCAAAGGCUGGUCAGGCAUGUCUCAAACAUAGAAUAUUCACAUCUGGACCAGUUAAUACGUUGCACAUCUUCUGACUCUGAUUCAUUUUAGCUGUCUCUCUCUCUCCAUCAGUGUGCCAACCUCCAAGGAGUAAAGAUGCUUUGUUCUAACGCAGAAGGAGCAUCCCUGAAAGGGUGCAAUUUUGAGGACCCCUCUGGCCUUAAAGCUAACCUAGAAGGUAAAAACAAAAACUUGGUGCCUUUCUGCUUUUAUAUGACACAUGCUGUAGUGACAGGGAAAUUCUGAAAUAGCUUGGAGGAUUACAGGCAUCUCCCCACUUAUGUGGGGGUUACAUUCAGAUGCCCUGCAUGCAUAAGUGAAAUUGCAUAAUAUGGGGAGCAUUCUUUAAAUGCCCUCUCUGACACUCUCUCUUCAAUUCAUACAAAAAAUACUGUAUCCAAGAGUAUCCGCAACUAGAAUUGAAGCUCUGGGGCCGGCAGGAGGCUGGAGGACGCAUGGGAAAGUGGCUGUGGCUGCUGCUGCUGCCCUAAUCUGCCAAUCAGCUGUUAGGUGGGGAGGCUGAGCAGUGUAAACAAAUCACCACUGUGCCUCUGGCCUCUUUGGGGCUUCCUCCACCCUCACUGACGUCUUCUUUGGGCUCCAGGGAAUGUCUCCUCAUGAGCCUCAAGGACUCAGCUCUCCUGCCAUUUCCAGGUUGAAUUGUAUUAUUUAAAUAUUUCCCAGCUCCAUGAGUUCAUGCAGCCACACGCAAGUAAUUUGUGUGUAAGUGUGGGGGGACGGGACACCUGUACUAAAGCCAAAAUGAGCUCAUCUGCUGAACUUACAGUCUCCAUAUUACUCUUGGAUAAUUCUGAAGAUGGAUUGCUUCAUAAGUGUGUUGGUUUGGAGUAGGGAGGCAUAGAUGAUGGCACCUCCAUAUCAGGCAGCUGACGAUGGGAAAGAGCCUUGUCUGAGACCUUUAACUGCAUUUCAUUAAGAAACCAGAGCAUCAAGCUGCAGAACUAGAGUGGUUGUUCUCAAUGAGAAGGUCAAGAGCAGGCAAUGAGAAUGAACUCAUUCACAUUUUUAAACUGGACUUAAAAUGUUAUUUCCUACUUCAGGUGCUAACUUGAAAGGAGUUGAUAUGGAAGGUAGUCAGAUGACUGGAAUAAAUCUGAGAGUUGCAACUUUGAAAAAUGCAAAGCUAAAGAACUGCAACCUGAGAGGAGCAACUCUUGCAGGAACUGACUUGGAGGUAAGUUACAUUUUCAGCUUUUGAUCAACAGCUGAGCAUUUACAGGGUUUCUGUUAACACUUUUCACAAAUCUCAGGUGACUUUUCAUUUAAAAGGGUCUUUGGUUCUCAAUGCUACUGAAUACAUUUUUGUAUCUUUCCAUGGCUAGCUACCUUUUGGUUCGCUGUUGGCGCCAACAGUAAGGUAUCGCCUUACAUUUGUAAUAAAUUAUCAAAAGUGUUUGCCCAUGAAGGUGACUCAGAAACUACAACUAAUCCAGAAUGUGGCAGCUAGACUGGUGACUGGGAACGGUCGACGGGACCAUAUAACACCGGUCCUGAAAAGCCUUUAAAUGGCCUCAGCCCUGCAUACCUGAAGGAGCAUCUCCACCCCAAUUGUUCAGCCCAGACACUGAGGUCCAGCGCUGAGGGCCUUCUGGUGGUUCCUUCACUGUGAGAAGUGAGGUUACAGGGAACCAGGCAGAGGGCCUCCUUGGCAGUGGCGCCUGCCCUGUGGAACGCCCUCCCUUCAGAUGUCAAGGAAAUAAACAACUGUCUGACUUUUAAGAGACAUCUGAAGGCAAACCCUGUAUAGGGAAGUUUUUAAAUGUUUAAUUUUUUAUUAUGUUUUUAUAUAUGUUGGAAGCCACCCAGAGCGGCUGGGGCACAGAUAGGUGGGGUGCAAUUAUUAUUAUUAUUAUUAUUAUUAUUAUUAUUUAUUAUAUAAAAACACAAUUAACAACUAAAAGGAGCAUCCUCUUUAAUAUCAAAAUAAACAUUGCACAUAAAAAGCAGCUACAAAACACAAAGAAAAUUCACAAGCGUAGUAAACGAAUGUACAAAAUAUCCUCUGAGCAUCAGGAAGUAAAAUGCUGCAAAUGGAAAUCAACUAAGGUGAAUAAAUUCAACCUAACUUAACAAGAUGGAAGCUGUUAGCUUUGUGUGUGUGCGUGUUUUAAACAUAUAAAAAGAGGAGACUUUAGUUACCAACGUCUCUCUGCCAUUUCAGAAUUGUGACCUGUCGGGCUGUGACCUGCAAGAAGCCAAUCUGAGAGGGUCAAAUGUGAAAGGAGCCAUCUUUGAAGAGAUGCUGACGCCGCUACACAUGUCUCAGAGUGUCAGAUAGGCUCUCCAGAAGAAUGGGAGCUUCUUGCUGCAGAUCACCUUCGUUCCACCCUUUAUCCUUAAUAACGUAGGAGCAACAAUUCUUCCAUGGCUUUGAGUUUCUCUGUGGUUGACUAAGGAACUGCCUCAGAUCACACAUAUGUGGGAAUUUCCCUUUCAUAGGCGUAGAAGUAGCUGUUGAACCAAACCAUGAAAGUUGGAGGGCUUUGGAAGCAGAGAUGUUGCUGUUUGCUCUGAAUACGUUGGCACUUGUGCACCACCUCACUCACUCCAGAAUGCAUUUUAAGAGAUUUGUUAAUUUAUUAAAGCACAAUAUAUGCAAUUUAUAUUUAUUAAAUGUCUAGUAGCAGUAUGGAUCAUACACAGUAGCCAAAAAAUGAGGUUUUGAUUUGUUCAUGUUGCAUAUUAAUUAGCCCACUUGCCCCCUUUCAGGUACCACUUUUGUUGUGACCAAAUAGGUCCUUUUAAUCUGUUUAGGUGUUUAGCAUAAAUAAGACCCAGUACACUCCAGGGAAGGUGCAAGUAAACCUCAGACAACCAAUGUUGGAUUUUCUCUGUAACAUUGCUUUAUUGAUUAACAAACAUGACAAGACAGGAGACAUGCACUUAAUCAUACACACAUCCAUACUCCCCACUCUACACUGGAUUGAUCUGACCCAGUAAGAGGCACAGGUGGCAAACGACAGCUGUCAAUGCACACAACUGAGGCUGGAGGGCUUUGAUAUACACCUUGUUCGUUCAUCUGAUGCCUGGCAACUCCUGAUGCUUACACAACUCCUUGUCGUUGGCAUGUUUUCGGCAUCUCACAUCCUUGUCCUUGACAACAUCUCAUCCUUGUCCUUGGCAUCGUCUCACAACUCUUAUCUUAUCUGACUGUUUUGUAAAGCUGUGCAGCCCAAUACCAACCCGCCUUGUGCUGUUCCGUUCCCACACACACAGUUUUUGCCAAAACAUCAAGAUGUUUUCCCCAUCCGUUAGCACUUAUACAACACAGUUCAUGAGCAGUUCACUGACAGUUCAAAGACAUUGCAUCCAUUUUGUGGUGGUGUUCCGCCUUUCAGGCCCACGCAAACUAUACCAUUCGCUACACUUUCAAAGUCAUCUUUGUAGAACGAGAAUGGCUGCUAGCUAGAGUAUCUACGUGUAAGAUAGGCUUCACUCCUGUGAGCUCAGAUUAAUUUAUUCACUGUUUCAGAAUAACGAAUGAUGAAGGGCCAUCUUGCCCCCAUCCCUUAACAGAGUGCUGGGUGUAGCAAGAACUUCCUUUCAUGGUGCAGACCCAUUCAUCAGUCACAUUUGGAAGUGUGAGAGAAGUUGUGUGCUCUGGUCUGAACAUCCCCUGCUGCUUAUUAUAGCACACUUUGAAAUUGGAUACACUCAGGGUAGAGGCUGUCAGCCCCAGAUCCCAGAGGUUUAUCCAUUAGGAACAUAGGAACCUGUUGAUAAUAUGGUAGAACCAUUAGUCCAUCUAUCUCUGUAAUGUCUGCAUAUGUCAUAUAUGAUACCAGGUGUGGGGCAGAUGGGUGUGGUUUGGAGAAAACUGCUUUGCCAUUCAAAUUGGGACCAAUGCUGGGCUGAAUUUUGACCACAGGCCCAGCUGCUCCCCAGAGUUUCAGACAGGGGAUUGAACCUGGUACCUUUUGUAGGCAAACCACAUGCUCUGUCACUAGGCUAUUACAAGUGUAGCUGCUUCAAAUGUUAUGGAAGAAAGAUAAUAGCAUAGUUUGUAAGUUACAGCUGGCUGAGUGUGUCUUGAAACCUGUAACAGGCCAGUAUGGUUGCAGACUUCUGCCACUGUGACGAAUGUAUCUCAUUUCUGUCUGGCCCAUUUUUACCUUCUUUCCUGUUAGUUUUUUCCAGGCCAAAUAGAAAGUUGGAUGGGGAAGCUAAACUGCCUAAUCCCAACUUCUGCUGUUGCUCAGAAGUCUCUUAGCAGGGAGUGAUCAGAAACAGUGCAGCCUAAAAUACGUCUUGCCAAAGAUGCCACAGAAAAGAGGUCCAAGCAUUUGGACAGCGAAAAACUUUCUCUGGGCAAACAAUGGGAAACACUACAAGGAAGUCUAAUACACUCUGUACAACAAGUAGAACCUUGGGAUCAGAGUUGCUCCCAGUUGCUCUUUCCCUGUUGUCCAUUUCCCGGGAACUUUUCAAUGUGUCUGCAUCGAGAAAUAGAAACAACCAAUGCUCCACUGGAGCAACAAGGUUAUUUUUUGUUUUGUAAUGCAGGAAUGGUGAGAUUCCCAAUUUCCAUCAGCCCCAGCCAGCAUGGCCAGGAGUGAUGGGACUCAGGGUCCAGCAAAAUCUGGAGGUAAAAGGUUCCUCAUCCCCGAUUUGAUAAAAUGUAGGCACAUAAUUAGAUUUACAAUUCCUGUCUGCCCCCAGCAGCAACUGAAGUGAGGCACGCAGGGUCUUCUUGUUCUCCACUAUUGCUUCUAGAGGAGGGGUAGCCAUUGCACUGCUCUCCAGAUCUUUUGGACUAAAACUCUCAUCAUCCCUGACCAAUGCCCAUGCUGGCUGGGCCGAAUGGGAGUUGAAAUCUGCAACAGUUGGAGGCCAGCAGGUUGGCUUUCCCUGUGCUGCAGUUACAUGUUCCAACUGUAACCUAUGCAACUAUCUAGCUCAUUUAUGAAAGUGGGGAGCUAAGGCAUCUUCCUUUGCGGGUGACCAAAAUAGCUCUGGUUAAACCAGCAUGGCAAAUGUUGCAGAGCCCUUUCUCCCUCCUCAUUGAGCUACCUGGGCUGAGGGAAGUUGUGGUCCAAAAUACCUGGAGGACAGCAGGUUGGCAAAGUGUCUUGUACCAAGAAGGACAUCAUGGACUGUAGGCAGCAUGAGUACUGAGCAAUUCUUCCCACCAACACGACUUUAUCCCAUGAGACUUUGUUCCACUGUAAUGACAAUGCAAAAGCUUUUUCUCUGUAUGUCUUUGUGUUUUCUGUACCUACAAUAGAACAGGCACAUGUAGAAACUUUCAAUACCAAAUAAAAGCUGGGUGCCAGCAAAAAUGGAUACCUCAGGUGCUGACUUCUAUGCAACUCAAAAGACAGAAAUCAAAGGGGUGGACGCUGCCCAAAGGAGGUGGUGAUCAACAACAUGCAUCUCUCCCCUCCUUGGUGAGACUAAACAACUGUGCAGACUAGUCUUUGUAUAAUGAAGACGGCAUGGUAGGAAGCCAAUUUUACCCAGGCUCAUUCAUUCCAUGUGGGAAUGCUUCUGUCCACCAUGUGACACAAAUACUCACUUAUAUUCCUAUAUGCACACUUCUUCACAAGUGAAAAUGUCAUAUGCUGUUUUCUGUCAUGGUGACUGUCCCAGUAGGAAAUAGCGUGUCUGAAACACCUGUAAUGAAUUUUAAGUUAAUGUACCCACCCAAGCAAACAGACUCCAAGUGAACUCUGGUUUUAAUGGUGAACUGGUUUCAUAGAUGAGGGUUUGAAGUUUCUCUUUAACAUGAUAACUUGAACCACAUGCUGUAAGUGUAAUGAAACCUUUGGCCUUCAUUUUUGAAAUUCAUUUCCUUCUGCCGUUCACAAAUAAAGUGCAACCACUCUUUGCUGUUUCACACAGUUGCAGUUUCAACUUCAGUAGAUUAUUUGCUUCUCAAUUCCACGCUUAACCAGGGAAAUUGGGACCUUCAGUCACCUGGAUGAGGUAUGACAGGUAGAGUGCAAGUACAUUGAUGUGGGGUUGGGGCACCGUGAAAUUCUACUGCAGGAACAGGAAGCAAUAUUCUUCUGUACCAAUCUGGAUUCUAAAUCUAAGAACAGGAGUGGGGAACCUGGACCCCUGCCCAGAUGUUGCUAUGCUUCAGAUCCCAUCAUCCCUGGCCUUGUUGACUGGGGCUGAUGGGAGAUAGUGCCCAUCAACAUCUGGAGACACACAAAUGAUUGAGAAUAUUGAAGAACACCAUGGGUGAUUUCAACCAAGUAUUGGCACAGAGGUUGGAGCAGAGCUACUUCAUAGAAAGUGAUGCUUCUUUCAGGGUGCCAAGCCAAGGACUUCCACAUGGUCUUUCAGGUCUGAAGAAAUCAGUUUAGCUUCUCCCCUCCCAACUUGGAUCUUAACAUGUUUGUAUCAGACAGUAGCAGUAAGACAACGUGCUGGAGAAUUCUAUUUUCCUAACUGUAUAAAUGAUACUCAUUUCCUGAAGCCCUAUUUCUUGAGAAAUCACAGCAUGGUUCACUUGCAUAGAUAAGACCUCCAGUGCUGCAGGUGAGGCACAUCUGACCUUGUCAGAGAGUGUGGAUCACACACUGCUGUACAGCUGCACCAAUAAAGAAUAUUCAAAGCUUGCAAGAGUCCUGCCUCUGAACUGGAAAAACGAACCAUGCAAUGUCAUUAACACUGGGAAUCUUGAUUUGUUAUCUAAGCAAGGGACAUCUAGUGUGGCAAGGUAGAAAGCCAUAUUAAUGUGCCUCUGGCUCAUGUGCCCACUCCCUGGUGCACAUGCAUGCACUCCUCCAGCACUGUUUGCUCAUGCAAUGCCACUGGCCCUGUUGCCUCUUCAGCUUCUGACACCUCCUCUUCCCAGUCUUCUCUAUCUUUGUUGUCCCAUCACCACUCCCCGGGCUCUGACCUUUCUUCUCUUGGUGGUUCUCCACCUGGUUCCUCCCACCGUUUCUUCAUAUCCAAACAGUCCAUGACAAGUACUAUUGUGCCAAAGUGGUUUUGCUUGGGAUAGAGAAUACAGAACGGGGGUGGUGGGGGUGGAUUUUAAGGAAUCGCUGAAAUGAUAUACAAGUACCUGUGCGGAACAUAGGAAGCUGCUUUAUAGCAUGUCAGACAUCCGGUCCAUCUAGCUCAGAAUUGUCUACAAUGACUGGCAGCAUCUCUCUCAAGGUUUCAGGCAGGAAUCUUUGAUCCAGGGACCUGCAUGCAAAGCAGGUGCUCUAGUACUAAAGGGCAUAGGAAGCACUACAGCAGGCUUCCUCAACCUCGGCCCUCCAGAUGUUUUUGGCCUACAACUCCCAUGAUCUCUAGGUAACAGGACCAGUGGUCAGGGAUGAUGGGAAUUGUUGUCUCAAAACACCUGGAGGGCCAAGUUUGAGGAAGCCUGCACUACAGGAAGGGGGAAUUGGAGCCAUACCAUGUCCUGUCAUGACUGCAAAAGUCCACCCACUUAGCCAGUUUUUCAGUGUCCACUGUGGCAAUGAUGACUUAAUUUCACCUGCCUCGGAACAUCCAGCCACCUUCCCUAUUAACAAAUGCUAAUAAAAGUUCUUGAUACCUGGCCAUCCCUGCAGGAGGUUCACAUUGUUCCUUCCCUUCAAGGUUGUUGCAACUGAGGAGACAAAAGCAUCUAACCUUUUUAAUUCUCCUUGAUUAUUUUUAGCUUUAGCAACUGCUUUAGUUCACUAAUAUGCAGGGAAAGUGGGGAAGAGAAUGUGAAUAAGGUAAUAGAAAGCUGCGUACACAGGAAUGUAUUCCAUGUAAGCUCCAGUACACCAUUUUUAUACAGCUGUCUAAUAUUUGAGCAGCCUUCUAAUAGCUGAGGGUCAAUAGAAUCACCAGAUACUGUUGUUGUUGUUGUUGUUGUUGUUGUUGUUGUUGUUGUUAUAUCCUGCCCAACUGGCUGGGUUGCUCCAGCUACUCUGGGUGGCUUCCAACACAUAUAAAAACAGAAUAAAACAUCAAACAUUAAAAACUUCAGAUGUCUUCU